Messenger RNA from Toxorhynchites rutilus septentrionalis, 1843 nucleotides. RefSeq lists its product as uncharacterized. The coding region runs from base 1 to 1665 and encodes 554 amino acids. Lineage: Eukaryota; Metazoa; Arthropoda; Insecta; Diptera; Culicidae. The record is from RefSeq and is a predicted model, not a curated record. The transcript is spliced from 3 exons.
AUGGCUGAACCUAUUCCAAUUAUCAGACCAGCGCGUCUGCUCCCACCGUCCAAUCCAAAUCCAAAUCCAAAUCCAGAUCCAAUUCCAAAUCCUAAUCCAAUCCAAAAUCCACGGUUCGUGAUCCACCGAAAUAUCGGAUUCGAGGACCGAGGUAAAAUUCCUCAAAUAGUGAGAGACCUACCCGAAUUCAAUGGCAAUCCACGAGAUUUGAGCCAGUGGAUGCUAGACGUAGAAGAUGUAUUGGAACUUUUUGUGGACCUCAGGGACACAUUCCAAUAUUAUCUCCUCAUUAAAACAAUUAGGAGGAAAAUUAAGGGCGAAGCCAACGACGCUCUUAUCACCAGUAAUACUCCUACCCAAUGGGAGAGUAUUAAAGAGGUGUUAAAACUCUAUUACGCUGAUAAAAGGGAUCUUAUGACCCUUGACAAUCAGAUGAAAUCUUUAAUGCGUAAUAAAUCUGAAAGCAUUGAGAGUUAUUACAGCAGAAACUUUUGUCCCAGCUCAACCCCGUCCCGAGCCAAUGGACACAAGCACCAUUCGUACUCAACAUGUGAAUUAUGGCAAUCGGCCAGUAGCUCAACAAGAAUAAAUGAACUAAUUAAGGCAGAAUCAAAAAGCUCUACACUAGCAAUAGAAAAAGCCCAGAUAAUAAAUCUAAUAUUGAGCCUAGACAUCUUAAACGAUCAACUAUCAGCAAUUCAAGAAUCAAUAGCAUUUGCCAAAGUAGGAAUAGUUAAUUAUAAAUUACUAUCCACGGAUGAAAUCAGACAAAUAGAUGAAACUCUCAGUAAACAAGGCCUACACACAGAACUCCUCGAAGAAGUGCUCAACCUCGCGAAGGUGACCAUUGGAACAGACAACGAGAUACUGCUUUACGUAAUCAACGUACCUACAUUUUACCCACAAAACUAUGAUGAUAUUAGAAUUGAGGCAAUCUUCAAGAAAUCAGAACGCAUCCAACUAAAGGGAAAUAACUACAUCAAAGGAUCUACAGAACUUUUACUCCAGAAAAACCCAUGUAAACGAUUUGGCAAUUGGAGCCUUUGUUACAGAUCAGACCUAGAAGAUGUUUCCGAAGACAGAUGCAUUUCUAAUAUAGUCAAGGGAAUAGAAAGCAGAUGCACAUAUGAACACGUUUCUACACAUCCACCUACAGUCCAACUGAGCCCGACGACGGUGCUCCUUAACGACAUCAAUAACACUCUACAUAACACGUGCGGAAUUACCGAUAGAAACCUGACCGGCUCUUUCAUCAUCGUAUAUCGAAACUGUUCAAUAACAAUUGAAAAGUACAAGUAUGCUAACAAUAUCAUCAGAACAAUCAAUCAACGAAUCUUCAUCCCAUCCACAAGUUUGAUAUUGAUGCAAGAAAGUGUAGAAAACAAAAUUGACGUCUACUCACUUCACCAACGACAACACCAGCAUCUUAAAUAUUUGGAACAUCUCAAGUCAGAGACAACCGUGCAUACUUGGUCUCUCAUAGGAGGAUUUUCAUUUUCAUUUACGUCCAUAAUCCUCAUCAUAAUUUUCAUUCUGAUCAAACUUCGAUCCCAAGGCACAGUAGUUCAAAUCAACCAAAAGAAUGAAUCAACGGAUCCCAUAGAAGCAGUGAACACGCAGUACUAUCAACCGGCAUCUUCAUAUUUAGCCAGAUCAGCAGUUUAACGUUGACCCAGGAGGUUCAACACUCAAAGGGAGAGCAGUUAUCACCAGACCCACGAAGCUAUGAUUCGCUAGCAAAUAAACAAAACACCCCCGGCAAUCAUCACGCGAGCAGCGUGCAGAAUCCCAGAGCACAUUUUCUGCUGACUCAGAUCAGCGCAUAUAUUCUUCGAAUCAGAGA